Aspergillus steynii IBT 23096 is the source of this 997-nucleotide messenger RNA. Its product is annotated as DNA-directed RNA polymerase II subunit RPB7. The record is from RefSeq and is a predicted model, not a curated record. Gene Ontology annotation, cellular component: RNA polymerase II, core complex; P-body. The coding region runs from base 374 to 883 and encodes 169 amino acids. Lineage: Eukaryota; Fungi; Ascomycota; Eurotiomycetes; Eurotiales; Aspergillaceae. Gene Ontology annotation, biological process: transcription initiation at RNA polymerase II promoter; DNA-templated transcription; positive regulation of nuclear-transcribed mRNA poly(A) tail shortening. Gene Ontology annotation, molecular function: single-stranded DNA binding; translation initiation factor binding; single-stranded RNA binding. The transcript is spliced from 4 exons.
CUUUCUUGUACAUACCCAGCUAUUUGCGCUCGCCUCCUUGUCUAGGCAGUGACUUGAUUCUCUACUAACCACACGACAUUCUUUUCUUCCAAGUUGUGCGCUUUUUGUCACGGGGGUAGCUUUUUCUGUUUCUUGUUGGUUAUGAGCUGCUGAAGCUCCGUUAAUGGGCGUGAAUUGAAACAAUUCGUAUUUCUUCGACAUUCUCCAUUUCGCAUUCAAUACCCUAUCUCGUUGCGCCCAGUCUCGAAAUUCUGAAAACUGUCCUCGUUUAGCAGUAUCGAGUGCGACGCCGACCAAUUGUUCAGCUUGCGACCAGAACACCCACCCCGCCUUUGACUUAAUCCGAAUCCGUCUCGCUGCGAAACCUUGCGCAAUGUUUUUCCUCAAAGAAGAAACAAAAGUUAUCACGCUGCAUCCGUCUUACUUCGGGCCCAAUGUGCGGGAAUAUUUGAUCAACCGAUUGAACGAGGAGGAGGAGGGACGGUGUACGGGUGAUCACUUUGUGAUCUGUGUCAUGGAUAUGGUUGAUAUUGGUGAAGGGAGGGUGCUUCCAAGCGGCGGACAGGCUGAAUACACCAUAAAGUAUCGUGCGAUUAUCUGGAAGCCUUUCCGAGGGGAGACGGUUGAUGCCAUAGUUACCUCCGUCAAACCCACUGGAAUUUUCACAUUGGCAGGUCCUUUGUCAGUUUUCAUCGCGCGGAAAAACGUCCCCUCCGAUAUCAAGUGGGAGCCAAACACAGUACCUCCCCAAUAUACGGAUCAUGCCGACCAAGUCAUCGAAAAGGGAACCAGCUUGCGUCUCAAGAUCCUUGGUGUCAAGCCCGAUGUGGCGGCCAUCAAUGCCAUUGGCACCAUCAAGGAGGAUUUCCUAGGACCACUGUAAUACAUCUUCGACGCGCAAUCAAAAUACAAAAACGAGGAGAGGACAACCAGAAGGUACCCAGCAUAUUUUCACGAUUUAUACCAAUAAUACCAGGAGCAAACAUUUGAGAAGGGC